Molecule: messenger RNA, 1773 nt
Organism: Nannospalax galili (Upper Galilee mountains blind mole rat)
Lineage: Eukaryota; Metazoa; Chordata; Mammalia; Rodentia; Spalacidae
Gene: Acadsb
Product: acyl-CoA dehydrogenase short/branched chain
Exons: 11
Coding region: 92-1390 (432 amino acids)
Cellular component (GO): mitochondrion
Molecular function (GO): flavin adenine dinucleotide binding; acyl-CoA dehydrogenase activity
Source: RefSeq, a predicted model, not a curated record
GGCGGUGGGGGUGGAGCCCCGGGCUUGCCCCGCCCACACUGGCUCCAACUGGGGCUCGGAACCCAGCGGACCGAGCAACGGGUUAGCCAGGAUGGCAGCUUCUGCGCUUCGUCUGUGGGGUGCCCGCGGACUGCUAAGAAGAAACUUCCCAACUUGCCUGUCUUCUUGGAAAAUCCCUCCUCAUGUCCUAAAAUCCUCCCAGCCAGAAGCUGUACUCAGCAUAGCAAACAACGCCCUGCCCUUUGCACCUCUGCAAACAUUUACAGAUGAGGAAACAAUGUUGAAGCAAGCAGUUAAAAAAUUUGCACAAGAACAAGUUGCUCCUUUGGUUUCAACCAUGGAUGAAAAUUCAAAAAUGGAGAAAUCAAUAAUCCAAGGAUUAUUUCAACAAGGGUUGAUGGGCAUUGAAGUUGAUGCCAAAUAUGGUGGAACAGGAGCUUCAUUUUUCUGCUCUGUCCUAGUGAUAGAGGAAUUAGCCAAAGUUGAUGCAUCCGUGGCUCUCCUGUGUGACAUCCAAAACACAAUAGUUAACAACCUGCUUAAAAAACAUGGAACACAAGAGCAAAAGGCCACCUAUUUUCCCAAGCUGGUUACAGAAAAAUUAGGAAGCUUCUGCCUUUCUGAAGCUGGAGCUGGGAGUGACUCCUUUGCUUUGAAGACCAGAGCUGAUAAAAAUGGAAAUUAUUAUGUCAUCAAUGGGUCAAAGAUGUGGAUUAGCAAUGCUGAGCAUGCAGGACUCUUCCUGGUUUUUGCAAAUGCAGACCCCACCAGUGGGUAUAGAGGAAUCACCUGCUUCUUAGUAGAUCGGGAUACAGAAGGUCUUCAUAUAGGGAAAACAGAAAACAAAAUGGGGAUCCGAGCUUCUUCCACCUGCCAGUUAACAUUUGAAAAUGUCAAGGUUCCAGAAACCAAUAUCUUGGGACAAGUUGGACACGGUUAUAAGUACGCCAUAGGAAGUCUUAACGAGGGUAGAAUAGGAAUUGCAGCACAGAUGCUAGGGCUGGCCCAAGGAUGUUUUGACUACACUAUUCCAUACCUUAAAGAAAGGAUACAAUUUGGAAAAAGAAUAUUUGAUUUCCAGGGGCUCCAACACCAAGUGGCGCAUGUAGCCACCCAGCUGGAAGCUGCAAGAUUACUAACGUACAACGCUGCUAGACUCUUGGAAGCCGGAAGGCCAUUUAUAAAAGAAGCAUCCAUGGCGAAAUACUAUGCAUCAGAGGUCGCAGGGCUCACAACAAGUAAGUGCAUUGAGUGGCUGGGCGGAGUCGGCUACACCAAGGAUUACCCUGUGGAGAAAUUCUUCCGGGAUGCAAAGAUUGGUACAAUAUAUGAAGGAACGUCCAACAUCCAGCUAAACACCAUUGCUAAGCACAUCAAAUCAGAAUACUGAUGUUGGAGGCCACACAGCAUGCCAGUUUCAAUUCUUGUGCCUUGUUGAGAGUGAGCCUUGAGCACUGCAGUGUUCCCUUGCAGCCCCUUGGUCCUCGGGCUCAGCCCUCGCUCUUUUCUCUUUCUAGUCUACUCUAAAGCUGCUUUUGAACUGUACACAUUUGUAUUUCUCAUCCCAGUUGCAGAGUAUCCAGAAGUUUCACUGUAGCCACAAUGGGAAGAUGGAAAACAUUUGAACCAUUACUGACAGUCAUUUUCUAUUCCUACUAAAUCUUUGUGUCGUGGUCCAAGUCAGAGAUACCUUUGUUACAGGAGGAGACAGCUUUCACUCAGUACUUUACAGAUUCACUGUAAGGUACUAAACAAGGUAGAAACUAAUACCUU